AUGUCGGUGUUGUUAAAGUUUGAACGGGACGCUAAUGCAAACCGACCGGGACGACGGGACAGAGAUCUCAAACCGGGUAUGAUUAUAGUAUGUAUUCUAGCACUAAGUUUAAUAUCAAAUGUUUUAUCAAAACCAGGAAUUGGUUUUUCAGAUUUUUUUGGCAUUGCAGAAAAAUUGUCAGACACAUUUGACCAAGAAAAAUUUUCGGAGGUCAUUACAGAACUCCAUGAUACCAUCAAACAGGGCAUAACUGAAGCCAAGGAACGUAUGGCCUCUCUAGAUAAGAAAGUAGCUGAAGCGGAGGAAAAAGCUGAGGAAGGGGAACAAGCUGAAGAAAAAGCUGAGGAAAAGGAUGAGGAUAAAGCUGAAGUCGAGGAUAAAGAUUAGAGGAAGAAUCUAAAGAAGAAGCGGUAUAAAUUGAAAAUUGUAUUGAAAAUAAUUAUACUUAAAAUUCUUGAAAAAAGUAAGAGUAUUAUAAAAAUAAAAAAAAU
Diabrotica virgifera virgifera (western corn rootworm) is the source of this 491-nucleotide messenger RNA. RefSeq lists its product as uncharacterized. The transcript is spliced from 6 exons. Bases 1 to 387 code for a protein of 128 amino acids. The record is from RefSeq and is a predicted model, not a curated record. Lineage: Eukaryota; Metazoa; Arthropoda; Insecta; Coleoptera; Chrysomelidae.